Messenger RNA from Chrysemys picta bellii (western painted turtle), 5191 nucleotides. Lineage: Eukaryota; Metazoa; Chordata; Testudines; Emydidae. The record is from RefSeq and is a predicted model, not a curated record.
GGCCCCUUAAGAGUUUGGGAGAUCUGAUAUAUACAAAGAUCAAAAGAAAUAAGAAAUACUGGUAGAGAGGAAGUAGCCUCAAGAAAAUGUAGUGCUUGAGUGGGGAAAACCUGUUACUGUUUCUUUAAGGACCUGGGACUAGGAGCCUCUUGCCCAGCCAAUUGGGAUGAACUUCAGGAAGGAAGACCAGCAUAUAUGCUGCCUCCUACCUCACAGCAGAGGAGAUACUAACAGGAGAAGUCUGGCUUGCUGAGCUCUCCAUGUUGGAGGACUAAUUGGGGGAAAAGGAGCCAGCUGAAGGAGAAGCUAGCUAAGGCCCUCGUUGGCCUAAAUCACAACCCCAGCUCUAAUGAAGGAGAGCUGUGAAGAAUCCUGUUUUAAGGAAGGAGUUACUGCCUGCCUGAACCAUAAUCCCAGCUCCAAGAUGAGGGCUGGUUAUGCGGAUUCCUGCCUUCUGGAAAGAGAGACUGCUUGCAGUAUAACCCAAGAAGACUAAGAAGGACCUUGAAAAAGCACCUCCGUAGCUGACUGGGAAGAAGCCACACAAGGAAAAAACUCCAGAAUGGGAAUAGUGGAGUCCAUGUUCCUGUGAGGGAUGCUGACAAACAGGGAAAAGGAUAGCUGCAGUCAUUGUGGAGAGUGUGUUGAGUAUCGGAUGCUUGUGGUGAGCUAUGGCGGCUGACGAUAAAGUUGCCAUUUUAACUGAUGAUGAAGAAGAGCAGAAGAGAAAGUAUGUGCUUGCUGAUCCUUUCAAUGGAAUUUCCAAGGAGCAAGAUCUCCAGCCCCAAAAUGAAACCCCUUCAACUGAGACCACCACUGUCCCUGACGAGGAGCUAGACUGGUUAGAAAGGCACUGUGUCAAAAUAAACAAUGAUCUUCUGAUCUCCAAGGUCUUUUAUUUUUUCUUUUAUUCUGCAUAUGGCUCCCUUUACCCAUUGCUUCCUGUGUAUUAUAAGCAGCUGGGCAUGUCGGCUAGUCAGAGUGGACUUCUGGUGGGCAUUAGGUACUUUAUUGAAUUCUGCAGUGCUCCUUUCUGGGGAGUGGUGGCAGAUCGCUUUAAAAAAGGGAAAGUUGUCCUUCUCUUUUCGCUUUUAUGUUGGAUUUUAUUUAACCUGGGGAUUGGAUUUGUUAGACCAGCUACCUUAAGAUGUGUACCAAAGGUCCCUCCACCACCACAUCCUUCCAAUGCCAGCCACCUUUUAACAUCGCUGCCGCAAAAUGCCACCAUUUCUUCUCUGCUAACUACAGCUAGUGCUACAUUACAGAAGGGUCGUGGGAAGCGGGACCUGUUAACUAACAGUCCCCCAACUUUGGAAUUGUUUCCAUUUUCUGCUCAGACCAGAAAUGGAGACCUUGCCUUGGAUAACAACAAUACAAAUUUUAUUUUAAAGAAUACCACCACUAACCCAGGACUGCCAGGAAAUAUGACCCACCCUACACCACCACCUGUUGUCACCACAAAACCAGUAUCUUUUGACCACGUCAUGCUGGUUUAUGAUCAUCAAGAAGUAGAAGCUAUCUUUCUACUCAUUCUCUUGGUUGUUAUUAUAGGAGAGUUUUUCAGUGCCUCAUCUGUUACCAUUGUGGACACCGUGACUCUCCAAUAUCUUGGCAAACACAGGGACCGCUAUGGCUUGCAACGGAUGUGGGGCUCUCUGGGCUGGGGACUGGCCAUGCUAUCGGUGGGAAUUGGUAUAGACUAUACCCGUAUAGAAGUGAUCAUCGAAGGUCUGGGGUGCAAAGCUCCUGAGUACAAGAACUACAGGAUUGUUUUCAUAGUCUUUGGUGUACUGAUGUCAAUGGCGCUUAUUGUGGCCACCCAGUUCAGAUUCCAUUAUAACCACUACAAAGAAGAUGAAAACAAGAGGAAGGAAGUAGAGAUCCCACAAGUGGAUGGAAAUGCCUCCACUGAAUCCUCUGAUGACACCCCCAGCAGCAUAAGCCAGUCUCAGUCCUUCAGUUUUUGGGACCUGAUAAAGCUUCUUUGCAGUAUACAGUAUGGGUCUGUGCUGUUCGUGGCUUGGUUUAUGGGGUUUGGGUAUGGGUUUGUGUUCACCUUUCUCUACUGGCACUUGGAAGACCUAAAUGGCACUACCACCCUCUUUGGAGUCUGUUCUGUCUUGAGCCACGUGUCUGAGCUGACUGCCUACUUCUUUAGCCACAAGUUGAUUGAACUGAUUGGUCACAUCAGAGUGCUCUAUAUUGGCCUUGCCUGUAAUACAGCUCGCUACAUUUAUAUCUCCUAUUUGGAAAAUGCCUGGACUGUUCUCCCUAUGGAAGUACUUCAAGGUGUAACCCAUGCAGCCAUAUGGGCAGCUUGUAUUUCGUAUCUUAGUGCUGCAGUGCCUCCAGAAUUAAGAACUUCAGCUCAGGGGAUUCUACAAGGUCUCCACUUAGGUCUGGGCAGAGGAUGUGGGGCUAUGAUCGGAGGGGUUUUGGUCAACUAUCUUGGGGCUGCUGCAACAUUCAGGGGGAUAGGAAUGGCCUGUUUAGUAAUCCUACUACUCUUUGCAUUAAUCCAGUGGCUAGCUGUUCCUGAUGAAAAAGAAGAGAAGACAAUGCUGGCAGAAAGGAUCCCAGUGCCUUCCAGCCCUGUUCCCAUAGCAACCAUCGACCUCAUACAUCAACAGUCAGAAGAUAUCAUGCCUCGAACUGAGCCCAGACUUCCUCCCAAGAAAACGAAGCACCAAGAAGAACAGGAAGAUGUGAACAAGCCUGCGUGGGGGAUCAGUUCUUCUCCCUGGGUUACUCUGGCUUACGCUGUCUAUCAAAUAAAGGAGAUGGUACAGCUGUCUAAAAGCAAUCUGAUGCCUGAAAACCAGCCUUUGCAGUUAGGAAAAAAAUGGAAGAAAGCCAGUGAGAAUCAGAGUGCUCCAGCAGCCAGUCCAACAGAACAGCCCCCAAAUCUGAGAGAAACUGAUGAAUCCAGAGAUUGUUCAAUAUCUGCAGCGACACUCAACUCCCAAACUGACCCAGAGCCCCCUAGUGUUGGAUCAGCUUCCCUUUGUCAGUAACGCUCCAUCUGCUGCUGCAGGGCACUAAGAUGACUUCAUCUUAUCAAAUCCACUGCAUGAAAGCGUGCUGCUCUGCUGGGAAAUGGUGGAACAAGAGCUCAAAAGAGCCCUUCACCUUAUGUGACUAGGAACUACAGGCGCUCAGCAUGUCUUGAAAUCAGACACAUCACAUGAUGCAGCACAAGCUUUUAAAUAUUUAAGACCAUUUAUAUGACUAUAUACAGUAGCAACAUUGCAGGGGAAGCUAAAGGUCUGGAAGGCUUGGUAGAGGAAAUGGAACUGAAUCUCACUGCCUUAGAAAUUCUCAGUUGCUUUGCUAAAGUUUGGUCAAAUGUUAUGAGAUUCUUUGCAAUCUGUAGAGAAAGGGGAGCUUAUACUGACAGUUGUGUACUGUGAAGAAAAAACACUAAGUCACUUGAUAUAAUUUCCCCUAUUUGAUCAAUUAGUUUAAAUUUAAUUUUUCCCCACAGAGAAACUAAACUGGAGAAGAAAACACUAUAGUCUUUCUUUUUAGGAGAAAAAUUGCAUUUCCCUGGAAAAGUUAAAUAAACUAAGAGACAUUAGACAAAGUAAAUACAUAAAUAAAGGUGCAGCCUAGUCUUUUGCAAAGACUUCUCAAAAACCUGGAAUAGCUUCAGCAAGAAUGUUUUUAUAAUGUGGUGAUGGAUAAAGUGACACCAAGUGGAAUCUUUGAAUAGUAAAGCUGCCAUUAACGCUCUUCCGAGAGGUAGGUUUAGUUUGGCAAGGCAUAAACUUUUGAAAAGGGCAUUUUAGAAAGAACCAAAUAGAGGUGAGGUUAAAUCAACUCAGUAUGCUUACAGCCCUUCACUAAACGGGGUGUUUGCUAAAUGUAUGUGUGUAUAAUUUUAGGUUUGAUGAUAUGCCCAAGACCACAGACCUUGGUCAAGAUUGGGCAGUUUGAGAUUGAUUGAGAGUGUCCACUGGAAAUAUCUUUUUAUUUUAUUUUUUGUUUCAUCAUAUUAAAUAUUGUUGAACUAAGUGUUCCUACUGUGGUUAUGUAUAGAAGAUAAUAAGAGCUUCAAGUGCCUGGGGAGGGAAUUGCCUGUAAAUCAUAAUGAUUGGGGGUAGGGAGGGGGAGAUGCUGUUAACAGGAGUUUCAAUGAGCAAAACCCUCCGAAAUAAAGAAACAUGAUUAAAUUGACCGUAUGUUUAGAGACUUGUUUUAUACAGACAGUGUCAGACACUGGAAGAUUUUGAGUUAUGUCUAGUCAUGCUUUUCAAUGUUAACUGUAGCCAGCCCACUGGCUGGUUCAUAACACAGAUUGCUGCUGAGAGGAGAACUUGGGUUCAAGGUUGAAAUCAAUGGGCUGGCAUGGGGUGUUAGUCAGGACAGUGUUUGUCCCAGUGUCUCACAUCCUUGAACUGAUCCUGAGGGGCUGAGCCCAUGUAGCUUCCAUUGAAGUGACUAGGAACUGCAGGUGCUCAGCCUGUCUUGGAAUCAGACACGUGCUCAACAGGCUUCCUUGCAGAAGGUGCAUGCUGCCCUCACUUGACUUCAGUGCACAGCCUGUGGCAUGAUACAGCUGGGUGUGAGGGAGGAAGAGAAGAAUGAUGGUUUAGAAUGAAGCGGUGAGUGGAAAUUCCAGACCCUUUGAUCCCCAGUUGGAUGAACUAAGGCCUCCCCUGCUAUCCUCGCACAUGCCUUAGCAAGGUCUAUGAGGCUGAGGUCGAGCGCACACAUUGGUGCCUGGGACCAGCACCACAAAGAGAGUACAAUUAAAUGCUAAUAACUAGCCAUUAGUUAUGUUUUGCACUUGAACUUAAAUGUACUGUACUGUAAAUUCUCAUGACUCGUUGAAGUGUCCUUUAAAAUCAGAAAUGUAUUUAUUGUAUGUUUGUAUAACAUUUUGGGAAUGGAGAACUGAAUGGGUGACAGGCUAAAGGUGUUAAAUCUUCUCAGCUAAGCGAAAACAUUUAUACAGAGUUAAUGCAAUAUGGUGUUACCUCAACUUCUACUGAACAGCACCUACAUUGCGAGGUGGAUAUCUUACAUAUUGUGUUUACACUUCCAAAUUGUUGUUUUGAAAUGCCUGCUCUUUUGGAACUGUACAUUCAUUCCCUGUUGCAAAGUGAACAUGUACACAUGGGUUUUGAUAUUUGUGAAAAUUGUAAAAGUGCAGUAAGAAAAAUAUAAAAUAUCUAUAAUGUGUUUAAAA